This is a messenger RNA of Cokeromyces recurvatus, 786 nucleotides long. Its product is annotated as mediator complex, subunit Med7. Gene Ontology annotation, cellular component: mediator complex; core mediator complex. Gene Ontology annotation, biological process: regulation of transcription by RNA polymerase II. The coding region runs from base 89 to 655 and encodes 188 amino acids. Gene Ontology annotation, molecular function: transcription coregulator activity. The transcript has 6 exons. The record is from RefSeq and is a predicted model, not a curated record. NCBI's taxonomy places the organism in Eukaryota, Fungi, Mucoromycota, Mucoromycetes, Mucorales, Mucoraceae.
UCACUGAUUUCAAAAUUUUAAAAACGUGUUAGUUAUUUCGGGGAAAGCGUUUCUUUUUCUCUUUUUUUACUUAUUUGUUUACCACUUCAUGAUGGAAGAGCAAGUAACGAGAAGCGCUUGGCCGGAUCCACCUAACUAUUAUAAACGAUAUACAGAUGAAAACUUGGAAUUAUUAAACCAAGCAAAGAAAACUGGUCUAUUUCCUCCACAACCAAUAACAUCGUUAAUCCCUGAAUUUCAACUAGAAGCAUUAGAACCACCAAAGCCUCCUACUGAUGAAUAUACCGUUUUCGAUCAAAAAUGGCAGAUUAAUGAUCGAUUACCAACAUUAGAGGAACUAGGUGUUAAGCAGUUAUAUCCAGAGUCGUCUAUAGAUCGUGUAAAGGAACUAAAAAAGCUGAAUAGAUCUUUAAUUGUACAGUUUUUAGAUUUAUUAGAUGUACUCGUUAAGAAGCCUGAUGAGUUUGGUGUAUAUAUUGAAAAUAUAAGUACUAUAUUUAUUAAUAUGCAUCAUAUCUUGAAUGCUUAUCGUCCCCAUCAAGCAAGGGAGACUUUAAGAUUGCUUAUGGAACAUCAAUUAGCAAAAAAACGCCAGCAAACAACUGAAUUAAAAGCUAAAUCAAAAGAAGCCUUAGCUUUUCUUGAGGGGCUUUAGUAUUAGGCCUUCUAUUGUAUAUAUUAUAUUUUUUUUUUUUCGAUUGUUUUUUUAAUAAUUUAUUGAAUAAAUUGACUACCAAGAGAAAAUAAUAAAAAAUGAAGUAAAAUAUAUUAUUACAAAUAGCUAAA